AUGGAACCUCAUUUUCGUCGCAAGGGGUUCGAAGGAAUACGAACCGGCACGUUUCAUCGCAAGGAUAAUCACCGGUACUCGCGAGCCCGCAACCGAUGUGACGACGAGAUUACAGCAAAGUGGUCCAUGCGAAUCUGCAGCUUGGCUUUCUUUUUGGAAAUUAGUGGAGCCUCGGGCACAGAUGCAUGGCCAGCCUCGACACCCCCUUCCUCGCGUUGUCAAAGGGAAAAAAUUGGGAAAACCAAGGAGGGCAAAAAACUCUAA
This is a messenger RNA of Ustilaginoidea virens, 264 nucleotides long. RefSeq lists its product as uncharacterized. Lineage: Eukaryota; Fungi; Ascomycota; Sordariomycetes; Hypocreales; Clavicipitaceae. Bases 1 to 264 code for a protein of 87 amino acids. The record is from RefSeq and is a predicted model, not a curated record. The transcript is spliced from 2 exons.